Messenger RNA from Suillus clintonianus, 871 nucleotides. RefSeq names its product kinase-like domain-containing protein. The record is from RefSeq and is a predicted model, not a curated record. The transcript is spliced from 5 exons. Gene Ontology annotation, cellular component: cytoplasm; nucleus. Gene Ontology annotation, molecular function: protein serine/threonine kinase activity; ATP binding. The coding region runs from base 105 to 686 and encodes 193 amino acids. NCBI's taxonomy places the organism in Eukaryota, Fungi, Basidiomycota, Agaricomycetes, Boletales, Suillaceae. Gene Ontology annotation, biological process: signal transduction; endocytosis; peptidyl-serine phosphorylation.
CGAACUUUCAAUUGAAUAUACGCCACUUACAGGUUUCUCUGCCCCACAUUCUUCGCAUAUAUAUAGGGCAGCUUGAGGACGACUAUCACUUUGAGGAGGUUAUCAUGGAUUUCAUGUUCGGUGGAAAGUACAGACUUGAAGAGGAAAUCGCCAUUGGAGGAUGUGGCUCAGUGUUUCUUGGAGUUCAUACAAUCGCAGGGAAGGAAGUCGCAAUUAAAUUAGAACCAGCUAUCGCGCGCAACAGUCCCCUCAAGCAGGAAUCCAAGGUCUACAAGACCCUCAUGGGUGGCCCCGGCGUGCCAUGGAUCAUGUGGUCGGGAAGGCACGGCGAUUACAAUGUUAUGGUGAUCGAUCUGUUGGGCCCAUCCCUCGAAGACCUCUUCAAGAUGUGCAAUCGUCACUUCACAAUAAAAACAGUGCUGCUGCUUGCGGAUCAACUACUAUCCCGUCUAGAGUUCAUCCACUCGCGAGAUUUUGUUCAUCGCGACGUCAAACCUGCCAACUUCGUGAUGGGGACAGACCGCGCAGAACAUUUGGUCAAUGUGAUUGAUUUUGGGCUCGCUAAGAAAUUUCGAGACCCGAAAACAAGCGCCCAUAUCCCGUAUCGACAGGACGACCAUCAUGGUGUGGGUACAUCCCUCUUUGCAUCUCUCAACGCGCAUAACGGCAUUGUGCUCUCGGCGUGAUGACCUAGAAUCUCUUGCUUACAUGCUGGUUUACUUUCUGCGGGGAACAUUACCGUGGCGGAAAAUCAAGGGUACUACAGUCGCUGAGACGUGGGAUGGUAUACGAGACAAGAAACUUGAGGCUUUAUCAGUUCUCACCGUGGGUCUUCCUGUGGAGUUCGACAUUUUCUUCAACUAUGCAAGAG